GUAGAAGGCAGAAGAGAAACCACCUGCGUCAUCUCAACUUGUUACUGACUAACAGUCACUGUUUGAGGAAGAGGACAGACUGGCACAUCAAUGAUCAGCUCCUCUUUGGUACUAAGUGGAUAUUCUGAGAGGGAACCAUGAGUCGGGGAUCUAAGUCUAAAGGAGUUCAGGGGUACAGUCCCAGCUCUCUGCUGAGCCCACAGGAGAAUGAGAGGCUGGAGGACCUCCUGGGGAGGAGGUGUGCUGUAAGUCCUUCCUGGGAAUCAAGGAGGGAGGGGAUGAUUGGUAUAUCUGGUUGAUGUUUGGUAUGUAGGAAGUUAUCUGGUUGGAUGAUUGGUACUAGGAAACUGGUUGGUUGGUGUUUGGAUGGUUGGUAUGUAGGAAACAAUAUGACUGAUGUUUGAUUGUUUGGUAUGUAGGAGAGUCUUUGGUUGGUGUUUGGGUGUCUGGUAUAGGAAACUAUAUGGUUAGCGUGUUACUGCAGGUUGGUGUGGGGUUAUGAGGGCACUUUAAAGGCACGGAAACACCGGUAGCGUUCGCCAGCCGAGAGUGCUUAGCUGAGAGAAUAUGUAGCACCUAUAACUACAGGUUGUUCUGGUAUAUCUGUGAAUUCUAACCUUUAAUCAAUUUCCCUGUUUGUCAAUUUCCCAUGGGGCCAUGGCCCAAAAAGUUUUUUACAACUUCUGUGUUUACAGCAAGAUAUGAUUGGGCAAUCUUUUGGUCGCCAGUAGUUCAGCCUCAUCAUUAUUGUUUCACUUUUUCUUGUUCAGGGACUGAAUGAACCACUCGUUCUGUGGCCUGCUAUGUUUAAUAUAGUGCAUUGGCAAUGGCAUUUAAUGUAAUAUGGAUAUUUGGUAACUUUAAAAGUAAUCAAUGUUAGAAAUUCAAACAAUUAACUGACAUUUUGCAUGUACACCAAGAGUAUCUACGCAAUGACUUUAAAACAGACAUGAGUUUGUGACAGGAAAUGCUGGUGUAAACCACUUCCUCUGGGAACAGAAUUAGAGGCAGCAGUUAAACUCAGUCACAUAUGAGUAUGUGCAGUCUGCUUUUUUUUGACAUACCAACUUCCUGGUUUCUGAGGUAGUCCUAAGCCUGCAGUGGUAUCUGAUAAUUCUAACAAAACACAAGAUCUAAAAAGUCCUACUACAGAAAAUGUGAUGACAUUAAUGGGGCAGGUCUUUGCUAUGACAACUACCCAAUAAUUUUCCGAACCACAACAGAGUACCAAGCAGCAGCUUGUAAGCACUUAUCACAGGUAACUUGGCUCUGUACAGUCGACUCCUGAUAAAUGCAAUGACUUGCGAUUGUCCUAAACGUUUGCUCUUAACCUGAGCACAGCCUAUCUAGAGUAAGGAAAAUAAUGUACAGUCAGUAUUUGAGUUUGCACUUUUCCGAUGUGCACUUAUCAGAAGCCAACAUAUAAACUAAUUCCAUACCCUGUGUGUGUGUGUGUGUGUGUGUGUGUGUAUGUGUGUGUGUGUGUGUGUGUGUGUGUGUGUGUAUGUGUGUGUGUAUGUGUGUGUAUGUGUAUGUGUGUGUGUGUGUGUGUGUGUGUGUGUGUGUGUGUGUGUGUGUGUGUGUGUGUGUAGUCCCUGGCCACGGCUGUAGUGCAGCUGUUUAUGGCCCUGCCACAUAGUCCCACCUGCUGGAGCCUGCAGCACACUGGGGUGGCCUGCUUCGUCAAGGACAACGUUCGCCGCUCCUACUUCAUUCGCCUCUUCGAUGUCAAGGUAACAGGAAUAUGUAACGUCAGCUAUAAUGAUGGAGAAUAUCAAUCAAUCAUAUUUAUUUAUAAAGCCAUUUUUACCUUAGCAGUUGUCACAAAGUGUGUAUAGUAACCCAGUCUAGAUAAGGAUCCUUUGUUGAUCCACUGUUGAGUUUACCAUGAGCUGAGAGCCUGAAGGUUCAGUUGAAAUAUCGGCCACUGUCAGUUUAUGCUACAGUUAUGCUAACAGUUGUUUUCUCCCAGAAAGGACAGCUGACCUGGGAUCAGGAGCUCUAUAACCAAAUGGUCUACCACUGCCCCCGACCCUUCUUCCACGCAUUUGCUGCAGAUGUAAGCAAACAUGUAUAUGCACUGGAUACUCAUGAUGAUGGCUUGACUGUAAAUCCAAAGUUGAGUGAUUGUCCAUUUUUAUUUAUCAUUCUCCAAAUGUAUGCCAAGAUAUGUCAUAGUUCACUCCAAUACAAUGCAGGACUGCCAAGUGGGGCUGAACUUUGUGAAUGAACAAGAGGCUGAAACGUUCCUAAAUGCAGUGGAAGACAAGAUAAACCAGAGAAACCGUCAAGGUCAGGUCAUUGUUGUAGGAUCCAGGACAGAAACAUUGUGUUGAGUUAUUUGGUAGUCAAUUAAAUUCUGUUUGUUGUGAGCUGUGGUUGUUGUUUGUCAUAUUUGAACUAAUAUAUCUCUGAUACUGGAAAACAUAACAGAUAUUAUAAGAUGCGGUUCCAUAGAGGGUAGCUGUGGCUUUUCAAAGGAAAAGGUUGUGGUGGAGAUGAGAAGACAUUACCUAAACUGGCAUCCUCUGGUUUCCUGUUCCCUCCUUUUUUCCUUCUCAUAGUCUCAGAGAAGAAACAGCGCCCCCUGCUUUCCAAUGGUAAGACUGAGAUACGAAUACUAUGGACAUUUUGAUGCACUUUUUUUAUUUUUUUAUUUUUUAUUUCACCUUUAUUUAACCAGGUAAGCCAGUUGAGAACAGGUUCUCAUUUACAACUGCGACCUGGCCAAGAUAAAGCGAAGCAGUGCAAUAAAAACAACACAGAGUUACAUAUGGGGUAAAAAACAUAAAGUCAAGUAAUCACAAAAUAAACCUUUUCCUUUUCUUAUUCUGUGUGUUUUACUUACAGACAGAGGGGGGCUGCCUACACCCCCUGGUAAAGGUGAGUAUCCCUUAUCCCUUUGGACGUGUUAUACCUCAGGCACCAUAACUAACUGACCCAAUAUGUAAACAUGCAAUGUGUUUCAUACAUGUACACGUCAAUUGUAAUCCAGGACCUGGGAGUCCCACUUCUCCCUCCAUGGCAACCAUAGACAUCCAGAACCCAGACAUCCAGGCCUCACGCUACCGCUCCGUCACACCUGUGCCCGCCCCUGCCUUUGUCAGUAAGGGAAAGAAGGACAAAAAAAAGGACAAGAAGAAGGGCAGCAAACUCUCCAAAGCAGACAUUGGAGCGCCCAGUGGGUUCACGUGAGUGGAUACUAAGCACAAACAUAUAAGCAGGCAGUUAAAUAAAGCCUUCAUAAGCUAUCAAGAUACAUGUAAUUACAUGACACUGUCCUCAAUUUGUUUAAUUUACAAACCAAGAUAGAAUCCAAGCUUGCCACUCAUACCUUUCUAAGGUACUCACUCAGGUGUAUGUUCCACUCCCUCUCCCCUCCCCUCCUCAGACACGUCAGUCAUGUGGGCUGGGAUCCCAACAACCUGGACCCUGACCUGAAGAAGCUGUUGUCCUGUGCUGGGAUCAGUGAGGCUGAGCUGAAGGACGAGGAGACCUCCCAACUCAUUCAACAAGUCAUCGAGAACUCAGGCGGCAUGGAGGCAGUCAAAAAGGCCAUGAACACUGGUGAGUGUCAUUCUGAGUGUCCGCCUACUGGUGUAGAGUUACCAACUUCAUCACUUUUUAUAACUAACUGUAAAUCAAUCCGUUUUUGUAAUCCAAUAAAUUGGCAUUUUUUCAACCCAUGGCAUAUAGAUCCUGGGCCUCCUCACCCUCCGCCUGGUAGGCUGGGUCCUCUACCCCCCGUACUAGGCAGCUGUUCCUCCUCUCCUGCCCCCCCUCCUCCACGGGGGGGUCGCUCUGGCCCCCUGCCCCCUCCCCCAGGACAGCCAGUACGAGGCCCGCCCCCCUCCCAUCUCCCUCUAUCACGUGGAGCCCUGCCACCUCCACCCCCUCCAAGCGGCCGAGGCGGACUCCCACCCCCUCCACCCUCUGUGUCCUAUACUUCUCCUCCCCCUCCCCCUUCCCCUGGCUACCAGCACUCCAUGCCUGCCCCUCCUCCGUCUGCUUCAUCCGCCCACAGCCGAGGAGGCCCAGCGCCUCCUCCACCUCCUCCCCCGCCUCCUGCUCCUGCAUCUACAGGAGGAGGGGGCGGAUGUGAAGGAGGUGAAAGAGGAGCUCUGCUGGACCAGAUCCGCCUGGGGAGGAAGCUCAAAAACGUAAACUAAACUUUGUUGCUCAAAUACAGAAAUUGUCUUUGUCAAUGAGAGUGAAGUCUAUAUAUUUCAGUUUACAUGAUCAUUGACCUUUGACCUUUGUGUGUCCCAGGUCCCAGACAGUCCUGAGCCACCUCCGCCUGCCGAGACAGACUCAGAGGGCAUCGUAGGAGCUCUGAUGAUGGUCAUGCAGAAGAGGAGUAAAGUAAUCCACUCCUCUGGUAAACACCUUCUCAUCCUAAUCUCUCAUUCAUUCAUUUAUUAUAUUCCAUCUACAAAUGUGUAAAUUAAAUCAAAUGCAUUGUGAUUCGUCCUCAUGAAUCUAGAAUUACAAAUCUGCAUAACAGACAUAACUCUCUUCUGUUUCAGAUGAAGGUGAAGAAGAAGGAGGGUAUGAUGAUGAAGAUGAUGAUGAAUGGGAAGACUGAUGAGUGCAUUCCUUACUGUAUUAUUUUCCACUCUGUAACCAUGGACUCCACAGUCUGGUUUAUCUGGUUCAUCUCUUUUGUGUUGGUGUUUUAGUAUCAGUUGCUGACUGGAAGGUGACUCAUGUAGAUGUACACCUGAAGAAUGCUACAGAUAAGGAUGAUGUGAAAGUCCCAAAUGUGAGAGAAAUCAACAGAACGUAGGACAGAGAAAGGUUUGAUGGGAUCACAUAUCUUUAUAUUUAUCGUUUGAACAUUUCCAGUGUAGGACUUAUGCUGAAUAUGUACAACACAUUACAGUAUAUUGCUCAAUAUUAUUAGAAAAGAUGGUGAGGUCUUCUUCACAAAGUCUUCUUUAUACCCGUUCCCAUUAAAAGUGACAAUUUGAUAUCGCUGGAAUGUAGUAUUAUAAUAUAAUACAAAGAUUAUGCACACACAUGAUGUAGAUAUUAUCUGUUUUGUGGAAAGAUCCCUCAUUUCCCUCUCAAUCCAACACCAUCAACGCUCAAAAUAAUUUAAAGAAUACUGUAUAGCUAUAAGUCCUCAAACAAACAUAGGUCACAAAGGUGUUAGAGAGAACAAGAGAGUCACCACAAUUACAAUAUCACAUAUGGUAUUAGUAGACAAAUACAUACAGACAUGCACAGUGGAUUGCGAAAGGAUUCACCCCCCUUGGCAUUUUUCCUAUUUUGUUGCCUUACAACCUGGAAUUAAAAUUGAUUUUUGGGGGGUUGUAUCAUUUGAUUUACACAACAUGCCUACCACUUUGAAGAUGCAAAAUAUUUUUUUGUGUGAAACAAACAAGAAAUAAGACAAAAAAACAGAAAACUUGAGCGUGCAUAACUAUUCACCCCCCCCAAAGUCAAUACUUUGUAGAGCCACCUUUUGCAGCAAUUACAGCUGAAAGUCUCUUGGGAUAUGUCUCUAUAAGCUUGGCACAUCUAGCCACUGGGAUUUUUGCCCAUUCUUCAAAGCAAAACUGCUCCAGCUCCUUCAAGUUGGAUGGGUUCCGCUGGUGUACAGCAAUCUUUAAGUCAUACCACAGAUUCUCAAUUGGAUUGAGGUCUGGGCUUUGACUAGGCCAUUCCAAGACAUUUAAAUGUUUCCCCUUAAACCACUCGAGUGUUGCUUUAGCAGUAUGCUUAGGGUCAUUGUCCUGCUGGAAGGUGAACCUCUGUCCCAGUCUCAAAUCUCUGGAAGACUGAAACAGGUUUCCCUCAAGAACUUCCCUGUAUUUAGCGCCAUCCAUCAUUCCUUCAAUUCUGACCAGUUUCCCAGUCCCUGCCGAUGAAAAACAUCCCCACAGCAUGAUGCUGCCACCACCAUGCUUCACUGUGGGGAUGGUAUUCUCGGGGUGAUGAGAGGUGUUGGGUUUGCGCCAGACAUAGCGUUUACCUUGAUGGCCAAAAAGCUCAAUUUUAGUCUCAUCUGACUAGAGUACCUUCUUCCAUAUGUUUGGGGAGUCUCCCACAUGCCUUUUGGCGAACACCAAACGCGUUUGCUUAUUUUUUUCUUUAAGCAAUGGCUUUUUUCUGUACACUCUUCCGCAAAGCCCAGCUCUGUGGAGUGUACGGCUUAAAGUGGUCCUAUGGACAGAUACUCCAAUCUCCGCUGUGGAUCUUUGCAGCUCCUUCAGGGCUAUCUUUGGUGUCUUUGUUGCCUCUCUGAUUAAUGCCCUCCUAACCUGGUCCGUGAGUUUUGGUGGGUGGCCCUCUCUUGGCAGGUUUGUUGUGGUGCCAUAUUCUUUCAAUUUUUUUAUAAUGGAUUUAAUGGUGUUCCGUGGGAUGUUCAAAGUUUCUGAUAUUUUUUUAUAACCCAACCCUGAUCUGUACUUCUCCACAACUUUGUCCCUGACCUGUUUGGAGAGCUCCUUGGUCUUCAUGGUGCCGCUUGCUUGGUGGUGCCCCUUGCUUAGUGGUGUUGCAGACUCUGGGGCCUUUCAGAACAGGUGUAUAUAUACUGAGAUCAUGUGACAGAUCAUGUGACACUUAGAUUGCAUACAGGUGGACUUUAUUUAACUAAUUAUGUGACUUCUGAAGGUAAUUGGUUGCACCAGAUCUUAUUUAGGGGCUUCAAAGCAAAGGGGGUGAAUACAUAUGCAUGCACCACUUUUCCGUUAUUUAUUUUUUUUGAAUUUUUUGAAACAAGUUAUUUUUUUCAUUUCACUUCACCAAUUUGGACUAUUUUGUGUAUGUCCAUUACAUGAAAUCCAAAUAAAAAUCCAUUUAAAUUACAGGUUGUAAAGCAACAUUAUAGGAAAAAAACCAAGGGGGAUGAAUACUUUUGCAAGGCACUGUACAUCACACCAUAACAUUAUCUCUCAACAUUGAACAGCAAAAUUUACACAUUUCCAACCGAAUAAAGCGUGCAAAGGCAAAUGUUUAUAUAUACAUAUUUUUUUAUAUCAUAAUCAUUAUACAUUAAUAAACCAAGGAUCUAUUAUGAUCCUAUGAUAUAUACACGUAUCAAUAUAUUACAUUUCUAUACUGAGAUACUGGGUUGUGUGAGGGUCGGUAUCACAUGUCAUUCAAUGUACAAAGGGAGAUGAAACUCAUGGAUCUCUAGUCUACCAUAGGAGUGUCCUGGCUGGCUAGUGCUGGAAGUCCAGUCCUCGAUCCUCCUUGGGUCUCCUGGCUCUCUGUGUGUCUCCUGGAGGUGCGUUUGGGCUGUUGCUCCUCCUGCUCUUGCUCCUGGCUCUCUGUGUGUCUCCUGGAGGUGCGUUUGGGCUGUUGCUCCUCCUGCUCUUGCUCCUGGCUCUCUGUGUGUCUCCUGGAGGUGCGUUUGGGCUGCUGCUGCUUGAGCCCCAGCUGCUCCCAGUAAGACUGACAGUACUGGUGGAUCAGCCUGAUCUCCGGCUGGGACAGGGUGUCUGUGAGAGGGGGGGUUGGAGGGACCCUCUGCUGCUGGGGGUCACGUUGUCCCCCCCAUCCAGUGGGAGGGCUGUUGGAGGUCAUGGGGUCGUUGUCAGGGGAGGUGAGGGCCAGCACGAUGUCUCGGUCCAGGAUACGCAGUGACACCCGGGCCACCGUGUGUUUGAAGUUGUUCUCCGUGGCCAAGCAGUGGUACAGCCCGGCAUCCGAUUGGCUGAGGGACUUCAGAAGGAUCCCGUGGGGCGUCUUCAGAAGAUCUCUGUCCCGGUUGAGCUGA
Molecule: messenger RNA, 7729 nt
Organism: Coregonus sp. 'balchen'
Lineage: Eukaryota; Metazoa; Chordata; Actinopteri; Salmoniformes; Salmonidae
Source: the annotation of a GenBank genome assembly